AGUAAAACACAAACACCGAAGAGGACGACCAGACUCUCUCUGUACUUAAGUCAAUUCCUACUUCCACUACUACCAGCACACACAGAAAGAGAGGAACGAAACCAAAUGGAAACCACAAACGACGACGUCGGAGCCGAAACCGAUGCUGGACGAUCGAGGAGCUGGAGCAUGUGGCAUCCAGAUCAACUGAUGCAGCUGGUACUAGCAGAGUGGCAGAAGUGAAGGACAGAAAAUUUUCUAGGGAUGAAAUUAAUCAUUUGAUGGAGAUACUUCAUUCAAGGGUUGUUGAUUUUCCAAAUGUUGAGCAAGAAAAGGAACACUUAAGCGUGAUUGCUAGAGAUGUUGGAAGGCCCGCUACUGCCAUUGAAUAUUCAAGAAAGUCAACUGAAGAAAAGCAGGAAGAUUUGAAUACCGCUAUUUGGGGAACCUCAAAAAAUAAAAAAUAAAAAGAGAUUUUCAAGUGUAAUUCCAGGAGACGCUAGAAGCCCUGCAAUCCCUUUUGAAAAUUAAAGGAGGUCAACUGAAGAAAAGCAUGAAAAUUUGAAAUCCGCUAUUUGGGGAAAAUCGAUCCCUCUUGUCAAGUCAACUGUGAGUAGAACAAAUCUCCACAAUCAACUUGCAUUUUCAAUGCAGCUUGAGUUUAUAAAUUGCAUACUAUGUAUAUUAGCUGUGCAAGGCACAUGCUUCACUCAAUUCAUGUACUUUUUCAUGCAAAUCAAUCACUGAAUUUUCAUAUAUCAGGUAGGAUACGUGCAAAAGAUCAUUCUUGAGAUAGCGUAUACAUUACUUGGUUGCCUUUAGAACUUAGUCUUAAUAUACAUCUACAUGCACGCACGCACGCACACAGUACUAUAAUCUAUCUUUCCAGCAUCCUGUUCGAAUUAAGCCUUAAAGUAAAUAACUUGACCAAACUCUGACUUUAGAAAUUGUUAUUGCACCUGCUUAUGGGCGGGGGAUAGGACAUCAGUCCUUGACACUAUUUUUGACAGUGGCAUGGCUGUCCACUCACAUCCUCCAAGGAAGAACUUUCAUUUUUCUUUCGUUGGACCAAUUGGAAAGCUGCCAGAUGAUGUUGGAGCCUCGCCAAUUGAUAUUGCAAGGGCUUAUAUGGUAAACCGAAUAUCAGAAGUAGGCUUUGGCUCUAAGAGUUUAAAUGCAAAAGAUGAAGGGGCAUUAAUUCAUGACAAUCUGACUGCAUUCAAGCCAUUCAAGCCAUUUUCGCCAUCUCCUUCACCCAAGUCAUCCACAUGCUGGCCAGGUGCCACGGUACAGUAUCAGCAUGGGUUUAUGACUCCACAAAGUCAAAGAGAGAGAUUUGGGCCUCGCAUUUUCCCCCGAACUCCUUAUUCUAGAACUAGUUAUUCAAAGUCUAAGUCCCAGUUGCUUCAUUUACAAGGUGAUAAUGAUAGGCAUGUGAACAUGACAUCAUCUCCCUUUCAGCAGUCUCAAACUCCCGUUAUGGACAGGUGAAUUCAAGGGGCAAAACAGUGUAUGAUGGACAUGGAUCUGUUGGACCCAUUCAAAGGACUAGGAUACAGCUUAAAUUUGUUGCAGAAUCUCCUUCUAGAGGAUCUGCUAAUUAUCAUUCAACUUUAGACAGUCCUCAGGUGGAAAACUUGAAAGCUUUUGAAGGAUUAUUUUCUGGUGAAAAGAAGAAUAUUGAAACAGGAGGAACAAGUGGCCCUUCAUAAUUUCUGUUAGCAGAUAG
Molecule: messenger RNA, 1708 nt
Organism: Populus trichocarpa (black cottonwood)
Lineage: Eukaryota; Viridiplantae; Streptophyta; Magnoliopsida; Malpighiales; Salicaceae
Exons: 6
Coding region: 994-1470 (158 amino acids)
Biological process (GO): nuclear membrane organization
Cellular component (GO): nuclear envelope
Source: RefSeq, a predicted model, not a curated record